Messenger RNA from Dromaius novaehollandiae (emu), 5558 nucleotides. RefSeq names its product DExH-box helicase 9 (gene DHX9). Gene Ontology annotation, biological process: positive regulation of transcription by RNA polymerase II; regulation of mRNA processing. Gene Ontology annotation, molecular function: double-stranded RNA binding; 3'-5' DNA/RNA helicase activity; RNA helicase activity. Gene Ontology annotation, cellular component: cytoplasm; ribonucleoprotein complex; nucleolus. The record is from RefSeq and is a predicted model, not a curated record. The transcript has 23 exons. Bases 2275 to 5358 code for a protein of 1027 amino acids. Lineage: Eukaryota; Metazoa; Chordata; Aves; Casuariiformes; Dromaiidae.
UAGUUUCAGUCACCUUUUAUAUAUUAAGAGUUAGAAAUAUUUUUGGUGAUAGUGUCUAGUCACGCUUUUUUGUAGUGCUCUGCAGUUCUGUGUGAGAAUGUGAUAUUCUUUACCAGGGCCAACAAGGUUUGAAAGAUAGUAAUUUAAGUCCUUUAUAAGUGAAGGGUGUGACCUCAUUCAUUUCCGUAGUUUUUUGCCUUCUCUCUUCAUUUCAGUGCCUCUGACUUGCUUUGCAGACUGUUUAAUCCAGUUUCAGAAUUGUGACAUCCCUAAAUCUUGAAAUGGGAGUGAUGAGCGUUGGUGCUGAGAUCUGAGUGACUCUGAAGAAAUUUGUAUCUGAUGUUUUUUGUGGAUGUGUGGCUUUUACAACGAUUUCUGUGACCUAGCUAACAACUGACAUAUCGAUUUGAAUGGAGGGAGUGCUGAAUUGCUUGCAAUGGUUGUUUGUAUAACUGCAGUUUCUUUUGUACAAUUUGAGUAAAUCUUAAGUAUGCUUACAUGUGCUUAGCCAGAAAUGUGCUUCAGGGACAUCUUCUUUCUAUUGUGGUUAACGUUUUUCAGCAGAAUCUUCUACUGGAAAACAUGAGUUUGGCAGAAUCAAAGUGAUCUUCCUGCAGGAGUUUUGAGGGUGUUCAGUUUCAGUUGAAACCAGUUGAAUCCUUUUUGACUUUCUGCCUGUUCCAUCAGCAGGGUGUAAGUGAACUGAAAAUUUGCAUGUGCUUCUCCCAAAUGAAAAUAAUGCGUAACAGAUUGUGCAUAAAGAAUUGAUGUUUUUGAACUUUUACCUCUAUUUGGAAUAGUCUUUAAAAAUCAAAACUUUGGGACAUUGUGUUAAUUCUUAUGAAAUAAUUAUGUGCUGUGGUCAGAAAUAACGUCAUACUGCUGCUGGAUUUUUUUUCCUUUUCUAGUUUUAUAUAAAUUUGUUUUCUAUGAGAGUUAUAUUUUGGAAAGACAAAUUGAGUUUUCUCAUUACAGUCUUCCGUGAGAGACUUACUUGGAAUAUAUACCGGACGUCUGGUAUUCUUUUGUGGUUGAGUGUUAUAAACAUUUAAGGCAUUUAAAGUAUGUAUAUUGGUGACAAAGUUUUGAAUUCUCAUUUAAAACUUAUCUUCUGGUCACUUCAUCUCCAUUUACAUUUUCAAGCAAGGGCAUUUCUCUCCCUUGAAUGAACAAUACAAAAAACAGGUUGUACAGUACUAGGAACUUAAUACAUGUUUGUUCCAGGUGUUGUGCUUGAGCACUUCUUUUGUUCUAUAGUUUGCAGGUUGUAGUUCAUUUUGAUAGGUUUUCUGCAAGGAAAAGCAUUAAAAUCCAUAUAUUUACUAUGCAUAUUCUUAGGCAGAAUGAGGUGGCCAUUGGUGACAGUAUGUUUCUCAGCCCGCUUACUGUUCUUCUGGAGAGCAUUUCAGGGUGUAGCAUUUCUUACACCCAGGAAAGCUCAUGUGAAUUACUCUUGAAGGAAUGACAGAAGGGGGAACUGUAAAGAUCUCCUGCAGCUGAUCAGAUAGGUAGAAAACAAUCUUAAUGUGUCCUAGCAUUGCUUUGGCAGAGGGCAAAAGGUGAUAACUUUUCUAUGAGAUUUAAUCCUUUUGGUACAUAGAGCAAGAGAGGAAUGAUUUCAGAUGUUUUUGGAGUUUUGAGGAGAGUAAUAUAUAUGUUUUUAGAAAUACCAGUUCUCAUGCACAUUGGCAGUGUGAUUUUUUUUUUUUUAUAGUAAUAGUCUUUAUAAGAAAAGUGUCAGUCUUGAUCUCAGAUUUUUAAAGGAGAAAUAUAUAUAUUUUUUUGUUUUCAAUGAAUCUUAGUCAGUAGGUAUAAGAACUUGGUAGUAGCAGUAAAAUUUGGAAUUGGAAAGUUUGUUUCAAUUUUGAAAGGAGAGUGUAAUUGUAUAUAUGAAUAUGGCUCACCUAAUACAAACUGUGAGCUAACUAUUAAGGGAUGGAAUGUGGCUUUUCUCUUUUGGGAUUCCUUUAGUGGUGCAGGAUGCCUUUGCCUUCUGUUCAGGUUGAAGACGGUAGCAGUGGGUGACACCAAGAUCUGUGCUUAUUCAGACAUGGGCUGCUUAGGCUGUACUAAGCAAUCUCAUGGGAGUCUACGGUAAACUGAUUUUGGUGUCGCUGUUCUCCCCUUAGGUGGAGGAGAAUGAGAUUGAAUGCUGACUAUAGGCCUGGCUGAGAAACAUACUGGCAUCGGUGCCUUAAUUGGCUGUUGUGUCCCCGAAAGCCAGUGGCCUUUGACCCAUGAAGCCACUGUGCAUGAAGGAGUUUUAUUGCAGAAAUGAACAUUUAUGUGAAGCAGCUGGGCAGAAGGAUCUUCGGUCGUGAGCAUGGAUCAAACAAAAAGCUGGCAGCCCAGUCCUGUGCCCUUUCCUUAGUUAGACAACUCUACCAUCUUGGUGUCAUAGAGCCUUAUUCUGGACAGACCAAGAAGAAGGAAGGAGAAUCGGUGGAACCCUAUGAAGUGUCGCUCUCUUCUGACUUAGAAAAUCAGCUGCAAAACAUUGUACGGGAGCUGUCUCUGGAGAUUGUGCCACGGCCUGAAGAUCCCAGGAACCCAGUUCUGAUUAACAUUGGAAAGCUGGCGCAUUUUGAACCGUCCCAGAGACAAAGUCCAAUGGGAGUUGUUCCAUGGUCACCCCCUCAGUCCAACUGGAACCCUUGGACCAGCUGCAAUAUUGAUGAGGGUCCUCUGGCUAAUGCUACUCCAGAGCAAAUAAGCAUGGAUUUGAAAAGUGAUUUUGUAUACCGUUUGGAGCAAGAUCAAGAAUUACAAAGGAUACUACAAGAGAGGGAGGCUCUGCCUGUGAAGAAUUUUGAAAACGAAAUUCUGGAUGCAAUCCGCCACAAUUCUGUGGUUGUAAUUCGUGGUGCCACGGGUUGUGGCAAAACCACACAAGUUCCACAAUACAUACUGGAUGAAUAUAUCAAGAGCAACAGAGCUGCAGAAUGCAAUAUAGUAGUGACACAGCCUCGGAGAAUUAGUGCGGUUUCUGUGGCAGAACGUGUGUCAUACGAGCGAGGAGAACAACCUGGGCAAAGCUGUGGGUACAGCGUACGAUUUGAAUCUGUGCUUCCUCGGCCACAUGCCAGUGUGAUGUUCUGCACUGUAGGUGUUCUUCUGAGAAAGCUGGAGGCUGGGAUCCGUGGCAUUAGUCAUGUUAUUGUUGAUGAGAUUCAUGAGAGAGAUAUUAAUACUGACUUUCUUUUGGUGGUGCUGAGAGAUGUAGUUCAGGCAUAUCCUGAGAUCAGGGUUAUCCUCAUGUCUGCCACCAUCGAUACUAGUAUGUUCUGUGAAUACUUCUUCAACUGUCCUAUCAUUGAGGUCUUUGGCAGAACCUUCCCUGUUCAAGAAUAUUUCCUGGAAGACUGCAUUCAAAUGACUCAGUUCGUUCCUCCAUCAAAGGAUAAGAAGAAGAAAGAGAAGGAUGAAGAAGGUGGUGAAGAUGAUGAUGCCAAUUGCAACCUUAUUUGUAGUGAUGAAUACGGCCCAGAAACAAAGCGCUCCAUGGCUCAGCUGAAUGAGAAGGAAACUCCUUUUGAACUCAUUGAGGCCCUGCUAAUGUAUAUUGAGACUCUGAACGUCCCAGGAGCUGUACUUGUUUUUUUGCCUGGCUGGAACUUGAUAUAUACAAUGCAGAAGCAUCUAGAAAUGAAUCCACGCUUUGGAGGCCGCCAGUAUAGAAUUUUACCUCUUCAUUCGCAAAUUCCUCGUGAGGAACAGCGUCGCGUGUUUGACCCUGUGCCUCCUGGAAUAACCAAGGUUAUUUUAUCUACCAACAUUGCUGAGACUAGCAUUACCAUCAAUGAUGUGGUCUAUGUUAUAGACUCCUGCAAACAAAAAGUGAAGCUGUUCACUGCUCACAAUAACAUGACAAACUAUGCCACAGUCUGGGCAUCCAAAACUAAUUUGGAGCAGCGGAAAGGGAGAGCUGGCCGUGUGCGUGCUGGAUUUUGUUUUCAUUUGUGCAGUAGAGCUCGCUUUGAAAGACUUGAAACUCAUAUGACACCUGAAAUGUUUCGAACGCCACUUCAUGAAAUUGCUUUGAGCAUCAAAUUACUGCGGCUGGGCGGGAUUGGUCAGUUUUUGGCCAAAGCCAUAGAGCCGCCACCUUUGGAUGCAGUGAUUGAAGCAGAACACACACUGAGAGAGCUUGAUGCCCUGGAUUCCAAUGAUGAGUUGACACCUCUUGGAAGAAUCCUAGCCAAACUCCCCAUUGAACCUCGUCUUGGCAAGAUGAUGAUAAUGGGCUGUAUUUUUUAUGUGGGAGAUGCUGUUUGUACCAUCUCUGCAGCCACCUGCUUUCCUGAGCCUUUCAUCAGCGAGGGCAAACGGCUGGGUUAUGUCCAUAGGAAUUUUGCUGGGAGCAGGUUUUCAGAUCAUGUUGCUCUGCUCUCAGUCUUCCAAGCCUGGGAUGAAGCAAGAAUGGGCGGUGAAGAAGCAGAAAUGAGAUUCUGUGAACACAAAAGACUCAGCAUGUCUACUCUUAGAAUGACUUGGGAAGCAAAAGUCCAGCUGAAAGAUAUACUUAUUAAUUGUGGCUUCCCAGAAGAAUGUCUGGUGACUCAGGCUUUUAACAGCACUGGACCAGAUAACAACUUGGAUGUCGUAGUCUCCCUGCUCGCUUUUGGGGUCUACCCCAAUGUCUGCUACCACAAGGAGAAGAGGAAGAUUCUAACCACGGAGGGGCGCAACGCACUUAUCCACAAGUCAUCGGUCAACUGCCCUUUCAGCAGCCAGGACAUGAAGUAUCCGUCGCCCUUUUUUGUUUUUGGUGAAAAGAUCCGAACGCGAGCCAUCUCUGCCAAAGCAAUGACCUUAGUGAGCCCGCUGCAGCUGCUGCUGUUUGCCUCCAAGAAAGUCCUGUCUGACGGGGAGCUCGUUCUGGUGGAUGACUGGAUCAAACUGAAGAUGUCCCAUACCGUAGCCGCCUGCAUCACUGCUUUGCGUGCUGCAAUGGAGGCUCUUGUUGUGGAAGUAACUAAAGAUCUCGAGAUCAUCAGGCAGCUGGACCCUGUGAACGAGCGAAUGUUGAACGUGAUCCGUCAGAUCUCCAGGCCUUCAGCCGCAGGCAUCAACCUCAUGGCUGCCAGCACCAGAUUUGGAGAUGGUCCUCGCCCCCCGAAAAUGGCUCGCUACAACAACAGAGGCGGCUGCAGCGGCUGGGGAGGUUACCAGCGCGGCUCCGGCUACAGAGGCGGAGGGUACGGGGGCUACAGCUCCUACCGCGGGGGCUCGGGGGGAAGAGGCUACCAGGGGAGCCUGGGGGGAGGUGGUGGCGGGGGAUAUCGAGGAGGAGGGUAUCGAGGAGCAGGCGGUGGGUACAGAGGGGGCUAUGGGGACAUGGGCAGGGGUGGAUGGUAGUUGUGGAAGUUCAGUGAAGUCUUCCCGCUCCAACAGAAGUGCAUGUGUCUCCUCGUUUCCUGUCUUGCUGUUACCAGUCUGUUUGCCAUUUGAGUUGCUUAGAACUAGUACAGCUCUGUAAAAUAUUGUUCCCUUCUUAGAGAAUUUACCACAACUUGUAUUAUUUUGUUCUUAAUAAAGUGUUUGGAUUUCAAGAUUUA